Molecule: messenger RNA, 966 nt
Organism: Peromyscus californicus insignis
Lineage: Eukaryota; Metazoa; Chordata; Mammalia; Rodentia; Cricetidae
Product: vomeronasal type-1 receptor 4-like
Exons: 1
Coding region: 25-966 (313 amino acids)
Biological process (GO): G protein-coupled receptor signaling pathway
Cellular component (GO): membrane
Molecular function (GO): pheromone receptor activity
Source: RefSeq, a predicted model, not a curated record
AAGGAUAUUGUACUGAAACACAGAAUGGAUAUCUGGAAUCUGACUAUCAGAAUCAUUUUCUUAUCACAAACUACCACUGGAAUUCUAGGAAAUCUCUUUCUUAUGUUCUACUAUCUAGACUCUUACUACAGAGAACACACAUUAAAGACCACAGAUUUGAUUCUCAUGCAUCUAAUGGUAGCCAAUGCCUUGGUUAUUCUCUCUGCAGGAGUACCCCAAACAAUGGUAGUUUGGGGAUUAAAGCAGUUCUUGAAUGAUUUUGGAUGUGAGCUCCUACUGUACAUUCAAGGAUUUGCUCGAAGUAUGUCCAUGGGCACCACCUGCCUCUUGAGUGUCUUCCAGUGCAUGAUCAUCAGUUCUAGGAAAUCCUGUUGGAAUGAUAACAAAGUCAAAGCUUCAAAGUACAUUGACUGCUCCAUUUCCCUACUUUGGGUAUUCUACAUGGUGAUACGUUUCAUUUUUCUUAUGUACACAUUUAUCAAAAUGAAUAGCAAAAACAUGACAAGAAAUCGAGAUUUUGGAUAUUGCUCUACUACAGGACAUGAUGAAAUCAUUGACUCACUCUAUACAACAUUGGUGAUGUGCCCUGAAUUAUUUUUUGCUGUGCUCAUUACCUGGUCCAGUGCCUCAAUGAUUGUCAUUCUCUACAGACACAAGCAGAGGGUUCAAAAUAUCCGUAGCUGUCAUGGUUCUAGUAGAAACUCCCCUGAGUCCAGAGCAACACAGAACAUCCUGGUCCUGGUGUCUACCUUUCUGGCUUUUUAUACUCUGUCCACCAUCUUGCGAGGCUGCAUUGCUCUAUUGUAUAAUCCCAGUUGGUGGCUGGUGUACAUUUCUCGCCUCACUUCUCUUUGUUUUCCAUGUUUUGGACCCUUUGUUUUUAUGAGACAUUACUCAGUUUUGUCCAUAUUCAGUUUGGUAUGGUUAAGAAAAAAAUGUUCUCAUAAUUUUAUCAUAACAAUGUAA